AUGGAUCCAUUUGAUAUAGUUUCUUCCAUUACAGUGCUCCUUAAAGGUAAUAUGCAAAUGGUGAAGGCAUAUGGAAUUUGCUCGAUGGCAAGACAUCCAACUGACAUGUGCCCAACUCUCCAAGAAGAUAAACUAGUUAAUGCAGUAGGCAGUUUUCCUGGACAACCACAAAGGAAUUAUAAUCCUUACUCGAACGUCUACAAUCCAGGAUGGAGGGAUCAUCCUAAUCUUAACUAUGAAAAUCAACAAGUGAAUCAACCAAACUUCCAGCAAUACAGGCAGCCAUAUCUUCUUAGACAACAACAUGACCAAACUUUAAGUUCAGUUACGCAUUUAGAAGAUAUUGUUAAGUCUCUUGCUACUAACACUUUGCAAUUCCAACAGGAAACAAGGGCAAGUACUAAAAGUUUGGAAAAUCAACUGGGUCAAAUGACAACCACAAUCAACAUGCUGGAAGCACAAUGUUUGGGAAAAUUACCUUCUCAAACAAUGGUCAAUCCAAGGGAAAAUAUAAGUGCAAUCUUGUUGAGGAGUGGUAAGGAAGUUGAAAUUCCAAGGGCAAUCCCUAUAUCAUUGGAGCAGGAAAAGGAUAAAGAUGUCCUUGAAGAGAAGAAUGCUUUAGUAAGAUAUAGGAAGGAUGAACGAGAUCAUGAGCUUUAUGAUACUUUUGGAAGAUGCAAGAUAAAUGUUCCGCUUAUAGAUUCUAUUAAACAAAUAUCUCGUUAUGCUAAAUUUUUGAAACAUUUGUGCAAGAGUAAGGGGAAACAAAAACUCAAGGGAUAUGAAAAGAUAAACGUUAAGGAUAAUGUCUCUACAAUUAUUCAAAGAAAACUCCCCGCGAAGUGCACAGACCCAAGUAUGUUUACUAUUCCUUGUACGAUAGGCGACACUAACUUUGAAAAAGCCAUGAUAGAAUCAGGAGCUUCUAUUAAUAUCAUGCCAUAUUCUAUAUACGCUUCUUUGAAACUUGGACCUUUAAAUGAAACUAGUGUUGUGAUCCAACUAGCUAAUGAAUCUAAUGUCUAUCCUAAGGGUUUAGUUGAGGAUAUUCUUGUGAAAGUUAAUGAUUUGAUUUUUCCCACUGAUUUUUAUGUGCUUGAUAUGGAAAAGAAAAUUUUAGAACCUAAUGAAAACAAUGCAGUGAAAGUUUCCAUUGAUAAGCAUAUUGAGGAGGUGGAUCAGGAGUUACCCCAAAUACUGCUUUACAGGAAACUGUUGCAGCAUUGA
This is a messenger RNA of Olea europaea var. sylvestris, 1227 nucleotides long. RefSeq lists its product as uncharacterized. The transcript has 4 exons. The record is from RefSeq and is a predicted model, not a curated record. NCBI's taxonomy places the organism in Eukaryota, Viridiplantae, Streptophyta, Magnoliopsida, Lamiales, Oleaceae. The coding region runs from base 1 to 1227 and encodes 408 amino acids.